UCGAAGUCCAAAAAAGGGCACCGUGCAUGGCUUCCUGGUUUUCCGUGGGCUGGGCGUUGCCAGUGGACUUGCGCUGGGCUACAGGAGGUUGAGCAGAGCAGCUCCAGCGUGUCUGCUGCCUUGCCAACCACCGCGGUAAUGAUAUCACCCUGUCGCAUCGUCGUUCAGAUCUGAAAGCGUUGGCGGAACUGCGGCGAUCUCACUUUGGAAAUGACGGUAAGUUUCCGGUGGCGCCUGGUGAAGUUCCUCACCGCCUCCACGGCGCUUUUCCUUCUGGUCCAGCUCCUGCUGAGUGGGUUCGCCGCCCUCACGCUCGACGAACCGCGGCGGCAGAGUCCUCUCCCUACCGGGACGUCCCGGCUCCUCUCCCCGUCCACUUACAGCUAUGUGCUCAACCAGCCUGACCUCUGCAGAGACCAGCGCCCCCUGUUGCUGGCCCUGGUUCCUGUUGCCCCGGGAGACCGGACGUCCAGGGACGUCGUGAGGAGGACUUGGGGCGCGAAGCAGCAGGAGGGCUCGGCUCGGGACCCCCUGCUGCUGACCGUCUUCUACGUGGGUGUCUCUUCGGAACCGGGCGUCCAGGGCGCACUGGUGGCGGAGAGCGGGGACCACGGCGACAUCAUACAGAUGGACUUCGUGGACAGCUACCAGAACCUGACCAUCAAGACGCUGAUGAUCAUGAACUGGGUGGCCACCUUCUGCCCCAACGCGUCCCACGCCAUGAAGGUGGACGCGGAUAUCUUCGUCAACGUGUACCUCCUGGUGGAGGUGCUGCGGGGGUACCCCACGAAGGGCUUCAUCACCGGCUCGGUCAUCCGGGACGGGAGGCCCCGCCGGGACCCCAAGAGCAGGUGGUACGUCUCGGAGGAGGCGUACCCCGAUUCCUACUUCCCCCCCUACGUGUCCGGGGCCGGGUACGUGUUCUCUACCGACGUGGCCCGGAAGGUCUCCCUCGCGUCCCGGUCCGUCCCCAUGGUCCCGCUGGAGGAUGUGUACGUGGGGCUGUGUCUGCGCGCGGCCGGGGUCAGCCCCGUGUACGCGCAGAGCUUCCUCGCGCUCAGGAACUUGUUCGAGGUGAGACACCUGGCGUACGACCGGUGCGCGUUCGCCGCGCGCGUCAUCGUCAACGGGUUCAAACCCGCGGAGCUUCUGAGCAUCUGGGAGGACUUCUCCGUGAACCGGCUCACCUGCUGACCAGUUCUCCGUCUGUCUGAAUGUUUAUCUCUCCGUCUGUCUGUCUGUCCGUCCGUCUGUCUGUCUAUCUCUCCGAUCAUCUGUCUGUAUUUCUGUCUGACUCUAUGAACUGUAGGCCUACAUGCACUAAAUACCCAGGCCUAUUGCGUGCCUCGCAAAAACUUUUUACUCAAGGCAUUCAUUCAACAAGCUCUCAUAAACAAUACCAAACUCUCUCUAAAGCGUCUCACGUUUUUGAGGGUAAAAUUGGAGAUCGAAAUAAGAAUGUUUGAUACGCGUGUGGUGACACAGAACGCUCACCAGAAGGCGCUCUCUGAUCUGAGAGCAGACAGAGAGCGUUUGGCCGCACUGUGCGAUCGAUGAAUGGACUUCGCUGAGAUGAAUUACCUCUGACGUCACUAGAAUAAUGGACUCCGUUGAGAUGUCUUACCUCGGACGUCCCUCAAUUAAUGGACUUGGUUGAGAUGUAUUACCUAAGAUGUCACUAAACGCACCAAAGAACAGAACCGUACUAACCUCUUUAACCUGCUGUCACACUGCACUCUGUCCAGCUGAACCUCUUUAACCUGUCUCACUGCACUCGGUCAAGCUCUACCCCUUUAACCUGUCUCACUGCACUGUGUCCAGCUGAACCUCUUUAACCUGCUGUCUCACUGCACUGUGUCCAGCUGAACCUCUUUAACCUGCUGUCUCACUGCACUGUGUCCAGCUGAACCUCUUUAACCUGUCUCUCUGAACUGUGUCCAGCUGAACCUCUUUGGCCUGUCUCACUGCACUCUGUCUAGCUGAACCUCUUUAACCUGUCUCACUGCACUGUGUCCAGCUGAACCUCUUAAACCUGCUGUCACACUGCACUCUGUCCAGCUGAACCUCUUUAACCUGUCUCAAUGCACUCUGUCAAGCUCAACCCCUUUAACCUGUCUCACUGCACUGUGUCCAGCUGAACCUCUUUAACCUGUCUCACUGCACUGUGUCCAGCUGAACCUCUUUAACCUGCUGUCUCACUGCACUCUGUUCAGCUGAACCUCUUUAACCUGCUGUCUCACUGCACUCUGUCCAGCUGAACCUCUUUAACCUGUCUCACUGCACUGUGUCCAGUUGAACAUCUUUAACCUGCUGUCUCACUGCACUCUGUUCAGCUGAACCUCUUUGACCUGUCUCACUGCACUCUGUCCAGCUGAACCUCUUUGACCUGUCUCACUGCAAUCUGUUCAGCUGAACCUCUUUAACCUGUCUCACUGCACUCUGUCCAGCUGAACCUCUUUGACCUGUCUCACUGCACUCUGUCCAGCUGAACCUCUUUAACCUGUCUCACUGCACUCUGCCCAGCUGUGCUGCUUUUAGGAGCUAGGUUGUGCAGCACUUUUGAAGCAAUCCAAAAGUAUUUGUAUCGCUUACUGUGAGGAAAAUGCCUAUCGCGAUGCCUUAACGUGGAUCAAAUAUAAAGCUUUAUAAACAGUUUUCAGACAUAAAUCGUCUACUUGCUCACUGGUAUGACCUCUGAUCAUAGUUGAAAGUUAUGUGUGUUUUUGUUUAUGUGCACACAUUAAAGACUACCAUGGAAGGAAAGGUGCACCCAGGGAGAUGUGUUCCCAUUUCGUUCAAGCUAGCCUGUUCUGUGUUUGAGUUGAUUGGAUGAUGAGUUAAUUGCUGUGUGUAAUGAGUGGGUGGAGUGGAGUCCCUACUGAAGGGCUUGCCAGGUGGCAGGUAGCUUUAAAAGGAGAGGUCCCCACCUUGGUGACCUCACCUGCCACUCAGCCACUCGUGUGGUUCAUGUGAGUUUUUGUCUGCACACGUUUUGUUCAAUUAAAUGUCAAAUGAA
Molecule: messenger RNA, 3016 nt
Organism: Gadus morhua (Atlantic cod)
Lineage: Eukaryota; Metazoa; Chordata; Actinopteri; Gadiformes; Gadidae
Gene: b3galt8
Product: beta-1,3-galactosyltransferase 8
Exons: 1
Coding region: 211-1194 (327 amino acids)
Biological process (GO): protein O-linked glycosylation
Cellular component (GO): Golgi membrane
Molecular function (GO): N-acetyl-beta-D-glucosaminide beta-(1,3)-galactosyltransferase activity
Source: RefSeq, a predicted model, not a curated record